This is a messenger RNA of Limulus polyphemus (Atlantic horseshoe crab), 966 nucleotides long. RefSeq names its product HIG1 domain family member 2A-like. The transcript has 2 exons. The record is from RefSeq and is a predicted model, not a curated record. Gene Ontology annotation, cellular component: mitochondrion. Gene Ontology annotation, biological process: mitochondrial respirasome assembly. Bases 316 to 636 code for a protein of 106 amino acids. Lineage: Eukaryota; Metazoa; Arthropoda; Merostomata; Xiphosura; Limulidae.
UAUUAGCAAUUAUUCACGUUGUGUAAUAACACUCGGUUGUGUCAAUUACAAUGGAAAAAAUUAGUACUUGACGAAAAAUCUAUUCCAUAUUUAAACUGAUUCAUAAUUGUACUAUUAAUUUUAUUAAUAAUAUUAUUAUUACUUAGCUAUUUGAUUAAUUAAUUAUUUUUAGAGACGUAGCACUGAACGACAAGGAAGUGACAACCAAGUUUAUUUGCAGUUUUUACCAAUGAUAAUGUGGUAUUGAAGUUCAAUCUAGCCACAUCCCAUCUUUAAUAUUAUUCUCUCAAAAGUUAUACAUCAGAGUACAUCAUAAUGGCCAGCAGUGAGGAAGAGGAAAAUAAGAUGGAACAACACCUAGAGUGGAUACAGCUUCGAAAGGACAUGAAAUCUAUGAUAUCUCCAAAUGAAGAAGGUUUGCGUGAAAAACUUUUGAGAAAGACCAAAGAAAAUCCCUUUGUUCCAGUAGGUUGUCUUGCUACUACAGCAGCAUUAUCAUAUGGACUGUGGAGCAUGAGGACAGGCCAGAGAAAGAUGUCUCAGUACAUGAUGAGAGCUAGAAUUUUAGCACAAGGAUUUACAGUUGUAGCAAUCAUUAUAGGAUUGGGAAUUGGAGCAGCCAAAAAAUCAGGCUGAGGGUAGAUCCCAUGAUACGUUGUACAUUUAACUCGCUGUUAGAUUUUUAGAAGAAUAAGUAAAAGUCACUUGUUCUAGACACUAUGAUAAUGUACAACUAUGUUUGUUUAGACAAGAAGCAAUGUUUUUACUGUUGAAAUCUGCAUGUUAAAGAUUAUAAUAAUAAGGAAUAUCUUAGCUAGUUUAAAGACUAAUUCUUUAAAUACAUAAUAACAUAUUUCUAUAAUUUUGCCAUUGAUAUUCUAGAACAUUGACAAAUCAUGUAUUUGUAACUUUUCUGUUUCUGAAUCUACUUACAGAGCCAUAAAAUCAGAUCUUAUAAAAAAAAAA